AUGACUUUUAGAGGAAUGAGGCUGAUGGUGUCCGUGUUGGCGUUGGCCACUCAUUCACUGGCCGCGCCGUCCACCAGACCACAGUCGCAGACGGCCAAGUCGGCCGAGGACCAGACGGCCCGGGACACGUUACUUGAACUCGCCGUAGCCUUGAUGACUGGUGGCUCCUUAACGACGACGGUGGGUGGUCGGAAAACGGAAGUUCAUCACCACAAUGACGGUCAAAGUCACAAGCCUCAGCACCACCACGCCAUUUCCACUCUAAUUCAUUUGUUUCUGACAAUCGGUAGCGCGUUUGCUCCACUGGUGGGCGCCAUCGUCGGGCCACUGUUGACCAACGUUGCUAACGGCAUAACGUGGGCCAUAUCGCACACGAUUGCUUCCGGAUUUUCACCUCCACACGGAUUAUUCUCGCCGGAACUCGGCCACGGAACCAAUAACAUCAAAGAACACCUCACGUCUUAUACUGCCGAAGGUCAACCCGAAACGGGCUCUGACGCGAUUCAUCAAGUACAGCAACCCGCCGCGGCUGUGGAACCGUCCGAACCCGCGACGGUCGAUGACACCAGGAAUGAAGUGAAGAAAAUAACACGACGAUCCACCUCAGACGAAUGUAUUACAGAUUGUACAUGA
Messenger RNA from Melanaphis sacchari, 633 nucleotides. RefSeq lists its product as uncharacterized. Bases 1 to 633 code for a protein of 210 amino acids. The record is from RefSeq and is a predicted model, not a curated record. Lineage: Eukaryota; Metazoa; Arthropoda; Insecta; Hemiptera; Aphididae. The transcript is spliced from 3 exons.